Messenger RNA from Manis javanica (Malayan pangolin), 728 nucleotides. RefSeq names its product histone H2B type 3-B. Lineage: Eukaryota; Metazoa; Chordata; Mammalia; Pholidota; Manidae. Gene Ontology annotation, molecular function: DNA binding; structural constituent of chromatin; protein heterodimerization activity. The record is from RefSeq and is a predicted model, not a curated record. Gene Ontology annotation, cellular component: nucleosome.
UCUUUUAGUUUGGCGAGACCUGUCAAUAUGCCUGACCCGUCCAAGUCAGCUCCAGCACCCAAAAAGGGUUCUAAGAAAGCCGUCACCAAAGCGCAGAAGAAGGACGGCAAGAAACGCAAGCGCAGCCGCAAGGAGAGCUACUCCAUCUACGUGUACAAGGUGUUGAAGCAGGUGCAUCCAGACACCGGCAUCUCAUCCAAAGCCAUGGGCAUCAUGAACUCGUUUGUCAACGACAUCUUCGAACGCAUCGCUAGCGAGGCCUCCCGCCUGGCGCACUACAACAAGCGUUCCACCAUCACGUCCCGCGAGGUGCAGACGGCUGUGCGCCUGCUGCUUCCCGGAGAGCUGGCCAAGCACGCCGUGUCGGAGGGCACCAAGGCCGUCACCAAGUACACCAGCUCCAAGUGAGACGCGCCAAGGCGCCCGAAACCCAAAGGCUCUUUUCAGAGCCACCUCCAUGCUCAAAAAGGAGCGUGUCACCUGGUCCGGUUGUGACCCGCUGUUGGGGAGGCUGAGCUAGCAAUCGGCGCAAAUUCCGACAAUGUCCUCUCCUUAAUGGUGUAGUCCCUAAAACGCCACCUGGGGCGUCCCCGGGGCCACCCAGAAGCCGGAGAGCGCGCUGCCCUGGCGCUUGCACGAGGACCCGGGGCCCUCCUGUCCGCUCGGUGGCCUCCAGGAAGGCUUCACGCAAACCUACCCCCGCCCCGCCCUCCCCGUGCCCCUCCUUA